Messenger RNA from Menidia menidia (Atlantic silverside), 1080 nucleotides. The record is from the annotation of a GenBank genome assembly. Lineage: Eukaryota; Metazoa; Chordata; Actinopteri; Atheriniformes; Atherinopsidae.
AUGGAAGCAGCGUUCAAAGUGCUCCCUCUUGCCUUCCCCAAAGGCAAGGAGCAGUUUUGUGAAAUUUGUCAAAGAGAGGCGAACCUGCAGUGCACCAAGUGUCGGGUAACUUUUUACUGUGAUUCAGAGCACCAGCAGGCCGACUGGGUGGGGAUCCACGAGAGGAUUUGUCAGAUGCUUGUUCCCAUUCGCACCCCGUCGCUUAAGCAGUCCAGGCGCAAGGAAAAACAGCUGAUGAAGGUGAAGGCAGAACUGAUUGAGAUCUGCAGGAAUACAGCACAGAGCAAGCUUUCUCAGGGCAAACAUUUCGAGGCUCUACCCGCCGCCCAGUUCUGCCUGCGCUGCUGUAUUGACGUCCACGGCCCCAACACAAUCCAGCUGGUGCCUGCCUACCUGCUGCUGGCCGAGACCAACAUGGGUCUGGGUAACCUGGCGCUCGUUGCAGACCUGCUCUCCCAGGCCGAGUGGGCGAUUUUGAAGAGUCCAGAAUGCGACCGCUCACUCCGCCAGCGCUUACACAGGAGCCUAGGCCGCCUCCACACAGCAACUGGAAACCUGGAAGCUGCUCUGUUCCACUUUGCUAAUGAUAUAUAUUAUGCAAGCGAGGAGUUUGGUGUGGACAGUACAGUCGUAUGUUAUGGCUACUUUCUGAUGGCCGACGCAUUCAUCAAACAGGGGAAGAUGGCCAUUGUUCAUUCCUUAUACACUGAGGUGGCCUUUACUUGGCACCGCCAUCUCACCAAACUCCUUGAGACUCACUUACAGAGUAUCAGAAAUCCUGCCAUGUUGGACUCCUCUUUCGACUAUUCCCAACCAAGUGAAGUGGAUGAGAUGUUCAGGGUCAUAUUGGAGUUUGAGCAGAAGUCUUCCAGAAGAGGCUCUUCUCUGAUUGCGCAUGUGGCCCACUGUCUUUCCAUGCUGUGGUUCGUGAGAGGUGAUCCCCUUAAGGUUUUCGGAUUUGGCACCACGGCCCUGAAAGCCAGCCAGCUGACACCAGAGCAUGACCUGGCGGAGCCCAUCCAAGGCCUGCUGCAGCUGGUGCAGGAUCCACAGGCACAUCCUCGAUCUGGUCCCAGCUAG